CAUAGAACGUGUCAUACAAAACGUGUCUAAUUAACGGAUUUUUCAUUAGUUAAUUGCAGCAGCAUUAGAAAAAAAAGCAAUUUAGAGAACAAAAAAUAUCUAAUAAAACAACACAUUUUAAAAUAAAUUUGCACAUUUUCCAAAAUAGCCUUUGUUGACUUUUGAAUACGCAUUUGAGAGGCAUUCAUUUUCCAAUAAAAAUGAAAAAGAUUAUAGUAUGUAGUUUAAUACUGAGCUUAAUAUCAUGUGUUUUAUCUGAACCAGCAAUUUUUAUCUACAAUCAAGAUACCCCAGAUGAUAUUGCAGCUUUUUCAGCACCAUUUGCUCAAAUACAACAACUGGCCGAGAAAGAACAACUGGCAGAAUUUAUAGAAACCUUCGACCAGUUCAAACUGGCCAUGGCUGACUUCAACAGUAAAAUCGAGGAACAUGUUGAACAGAUGAAGACUCUAGGUCGUUUAGAUGAUGUGAUAGCUGCAGAUCUUACAGAAGAUGAAGCUGAACAAGAUAUUGUUAAAGAAGAAGUUUUAGUACAACAAUAAAUUAAAAAUAAUAUCAAGUAAAUUUCUUGGUUAGAAUUAACAUUAUUAUAAUAAUAAAGAAAAUGGAAUA
Molecule: messenger RNA, 612 nt
Organism: Diabrotica virgifera virgifera (western corn rootworm)
Lineage: Eukaryota; Metazoa; Arthropoda; Insecta; Coleoptera; Chrysomelidae
Exons: 6
Coding region: 201-542 (113 amino acids)
Source: RefSeq, a predicted model, not a curated record